AUGUCCUCGUCUUCCUCCCCUUCCGACCUGCGGGUUCUCUGCAGAAAGCUCAGUUCCAUCCCACCAGCUCAGCUCCCCCACGCGCUGCCUGCCCUCACGAGGCUCGUCGUCCAAUGUAGGGAUGCUCUCUCGGCGCCGCAGGAUCAAAAGCCCAAGGAUGGUGCGCCCCACGGUGCCAUGCUUGUGAACAAGCUGAAAACUAGUAUUCUUGCCCUUUUGAAUGGACGUAGUCGAGAGGCUAGGUUUGCCGCCGUCGGCUUGAUCAAGGUCUUGGUUGAUGUCGGCGGCUGGGAAAUCCUCCGCGCUUCCGAGCCUUGGGUGAGGGGGCUGCUGUCCAUCGUCCAGAAGGGUGAUUUGUUCGCGGCCAAGGAGAUCGCUGUCGUCACUCUGACUCGGAUUUACCUGCUGCUUCACCCGUAUCAGACCCUGGUCAGAGAGAUUGCCACUCCCACCAUUCCGGAAUUCAUCAAAGCUUGCCUCCAGCUCAUCAAAAAUCGCACUUCUACGCCCACUUCUACCACCCCAUUGGCAUUUGUCGAGGCAUGCUCCCAAGCAUUCUCGAUCCUCAUCCCCAGCUAUCCCACCAUCUUUCGCCCGUUUAGCGCCGAUAUCCGAUCCGCAGUGAGAAUCUACCUGGCACCAACGAGCUCAGAUGACAUCUUUGUCCCCCAUUCGCUACAGGAAUCUUCUAGACGACUCACCAUCUCCAUCCAUCAUGUGGCAGCCAAAUCCGGCGGCGGCGAGGAGUGGGCGAAGCUCGUCGAUGCUGUCCUGAAGGACCUUCAUGUAACCGCCGACCAAGUCUUGCGGGCAGUAGACGAGUCCUGGCAGGCCUCUGGGGGAUACGGUAAAACCAAUGUCAACUUGGACCAAGAGCCAAGCGGCGGCGGUGCGGCUGCGAACGAACUACCUCCCUGGACCGGGCUGAGUGCUGGUUCCGAGAGGUUGAUCGCCCUCUUCCACUACCUAUCCGACUGCCUGAAAUGCCCAACUAAGGGCCCCGUAAGCUUACCCAUCAGUGCCCUUGUGGACGCCAUCUCUCGCGUCUGCUUCAUCGCGAGACUGUCGCCCAAAUCCCAAUCGUGGGACCAGGCGCUCGAGAUGAACGCUGCUGUUGGCAGAGAGGAGAAGGAAGAGCUCUGGAGUUUAAUGCCCGAGAUUCAUCUCUCGGCCAUGAACUUGAUGCUCACCAUGUUCCGGAGACUUGGUGAGGGGAUGCUGCCUGUCGUUCCCGAUGUGCUUGAUCACCUCGUCCGCGUCUUCAAGUCCGGUAUGAAUAUUCCUGCAGUUCGGACGGCCGGGUACCUCGUCCUGGACCAGCUGCUGUCUACCGCCGGACCGACGUUGUCCAAGGCAAGGGUGACCAUGCUCGAGCCCCUCAUCGCAGCAUGCUGUCGCGACCUUCAGCAGGAUGCCGGUUUCCUCCAGCCCGUCAACAAAGUUGCCGCGACGUCGAAAAAAGACACGAAAAAUAUGAUUGCCAACGCAGACCUGUUCCUCCAACCGCAGGCCUCCGCUGCAGAGGAUGCUUUCUCUCUCGAUCGCCAUCACAAAGUGGCGGCGGACGCUCUCCUCUCAACUCUCCUUUCGAGCCUGCGGCAGCAGCUCCUAAAGCCCACGUUGCGCGGCCUCCUCGACAAAACGGCGAUUCUUACGCGAAAUCGCGACGCCAUGUUUUCCAGCGUGCUCAACCCCUACAAGGAUCAGCGUGGCCGCAUGUAUCCGAGCAUCUUGCCUCAUCUGUCCCGGCAGUUUCCUGAGGCCCAAGGCCUGGAAAUUUUGCGGACUAACAUGCGCCCCAAUGGCGUCCUCGGGGGCGAUCAAAUGGUUGCUUCGCUCAAUGAGAUGGAGGACGAGUACACAGAGGAUAUUGACGAGGAAGCGGCUGACGGGGUGAAUGGCGACGGCGACAUUGACAUGCAAGAGUCGUCCAACGAUAUCAAUUUGCCGCAGGGUUUACCAGUCGCUCCGCAAGCCGACGCGGAGAUGCCCCUGCAAAGCAACCCAUUCGAGGCCAAGGUGGCUAAUGCAUCGGCGAGCACGGAUUCUCUACCCAAGCGCAAGCAUGAGGGCUCAAGCCCAAACCCACCCAAACGACAGGAUGUUGAGAACAAGGCUUCGAUCACGGGGACCAGUAUGGCUUCAAUGCCACCACCACCUGCGAACGAGGACGAGGAAGGCGAUGACAGUGACGUUAGUGUGCAUUUGAACAUGGAGUUGGACGAUGACGACGAGCUCGAGGAAGACGAAUAG
This is a messenger RNA of Drechmeria coniospora, 2253 nucleotides long. RefSeq lists its product as uncharacterized. Gene Ontology annotation, biological process: rRNA processing. Bases 1 to 2253 code for a protein of 750 amino acids. Gene Ontology annotation, cellular component: nucleus. The transcript is spliced from 2 exons. The record is from RefSeq and is a predicted model, not a curated record. Lineage: Eukaryota; Fungi; Ascomycota; Sordariomycetes; Hypocreales; Ophiocordycipitaceae.